Messenger RNA from Salvia miltiorrhiza (redroot sage), 1259 nucleotides. RefSeq names its product ras-related protein Rab11C. The coding region runs from base 454 to 1107 and encodes 217 amino acids. Gene Ontology annotation, cellular component: endosome. Gene Ontology annotation, molecular function: GTPase activity; GTP binding. NCBI's taxonomy places the organism in Eukaryota, Viridiplantae, Streptophyta, Magnoliopsida, Lamiales, Lamiaceae. The record is from RefSeq and is a predicted model, not a curated record. The transcript has 3 exons.
GUCACUAACAACAUUCCAAUAAAUUCCACCCUGGCAGUGGCAAAUCUCUCUCUCUUCCAACUCAUUCCUAUACACUAUUUUUUGUCAACUCCCUCGACCAAGAAUAACGCCCAUUGAUUGCCCCAAUCAAUCAAUAGUAUUUAAUAAUUAAAUAGUGAGAAUCUCCACAUCAUCAUUCAUCACCCUCAAAUUGUUUUUUGUAUCAGCAUAUAAAAAUUUGCAAAGACAAAUUUAAUUUGGUAAACCUCAUUCAUAUACAAACUCCCCUUCUCAAUAACACAUUCUUUUGCACAUACUUUUUCUCCCCUUCGUUUUCUCCGUUUCUUAUUUCUUUUUUCGGUUUUAAUCUCCGCGUUCCCAUUUUCGCUCGAGAUCUCUCCUUCGCGGCAUGUGAGGGAGUAGACACAGAGAAUAAUCGAAGACAGAAAUAACAGAGGCGAGUAAGAAGAGGUGAUGGCGAGUAGAGUGGAUCACGAGUACGAUUACCUUUUCAAGAUCGUGUUGAUCGGCGACUCAGGAGUGGGGAAAUCCAACAUUCUUUCCCGUUUCACCAGAAAUGAGUUCUGUUUGGAGUCAAAAUCGACCAUCGGAGUUGAAUUUGCCACCAGAACUCUUCAGAUAGAAGGGAAGACGGUGAAGGCCCAGAUAUGGGACACUGCAGGACAGGAAAGGUAUCGAGCGAUUACAAGUGCUUACUACAGAGGAGCUGUUGGCGCGCUCCUUGUCUACGACAUAACCAAGAGGCAAACCUUCGACAACGUCCAAAGAUGGCUUCGCGAGUUGAGAGAUCACGCAGAUUCUAACAUUGUCAUCAUGAUGACAGGGAACAAAUCUGAUCUCAACCAUCUCCGAGCUGUUGCAGAGCAGGACGGCCAAACUUUGGCUGAGAAGGAAGGGCUCUCAUUCCUUGAGACCUCAGCACUAGAGGCGCAUAACAUUGAGAAGGCAUUCCAGACUAUUUUGUCAGAAAUAUACCACAUUAUUAGCAAGAAGGCAUUGGCAGCACAGGAAGCUGCUGCUUCGACAGCCGUUCCGGGUCAGGGCACGACCAUCAACGUUGGCGAUUCAUCGGGGAAUGUCAAGAGAGGAGGCUGCUGUUCUACUUGAAACUUUGAGGGAUGAUGUCGAUAUAAAACUUUUGCUCUGUUUACUCUUUAAAAAAUUGUUUCUUUUUCCUGAGGUCUUGUAGAAUAUUACUGAAAUAUGACAGUGAAAAGUUGCUAUGACAGCCUGAAAAUGUCUUAGCUUUUUGGCGUAAA